Molecule: messenger RNA, 3500 nt
Organism: Stomoxys calcitrans (stable fly)
Lineage: Eukaryota; Metazoa; Arthropoda; Insecta; Diptera; Muscidae
Gene: MCU
Product: calcium uniporter protein, mitochondrial
Exons: 10
Coding region: 1099-2631 (510 amino acids)
Biological process (GO): calcium import into the mitochondrion; mitochondrial calcium ion homeostasis
Cellular component (GO): mitochondrial inner membrane; uniplex complex
Molecular function (GO): uniporter activity; calcium channel activity
Source: RefSeq, a predicted model, not a curated record
AAGAAAAGAAUUAAUUUUGACGAUAUAGAAAGAAUAACAGAUGUCAGCGAGCUCCAAUGAGAGCCGUGGCGAGAGACACAAAGAGAAUCUCCAACAGCACAUUUCGGCUGCAGCCUUUCCACCAAGCGAAGAAAAAUAACAACAACCACACCAGCAGUGUUAAGAACCCAAGAACACGAAACUCACGCACAACGUGAGGAGGCAAAUGAUGAUAUUUUAAGAAUUGGACUUCGUCGCCGCUUUAGUGAUUGUUUAGUUGUCCGUUGGUUCAAACGUUGCGUCUCCCUUCUUGUCGCCUUUGACAAACGAAUCGUUAACGUACGUGCGUGUGUGUGCUGAGAGUCUGUAGCUGUGUGUUUCUAUAUAUUUUUUUACAAUUACACCACGGUAUUCCAAAGAAAAUUAAGCAAAAAAAAAUUAAAUUAUUUACAAAAUAUAAAAAAUAAAAUCAAAAUCCCCAAUAAAACACCUGACUCGCGAUCGGCACUUGCUUCACGGUUGAUUUCUAUCAGCGACGGUGUGUGAGUGUGUGUGUAUUUCAGAGCGCGGCGCGUAGAAUUUCAUCUUGUUUUUAUUUUUGUACACCGCCACAUUUGGAAAAAAAUCGGUGGUCUAGUAUCCACUCCUAUCAAAAUACUCGAAAUAUUUUAACCAGUGCGAGGAAAACGCAAUUAGCAAAAGCAUUAGAUUUCCAUUAAAUAUAUAACAACAACAACAACAAGCAAAGUUAUCCAUUUUCAUAGUUAUCCCUCUCGCUCUGUACGUCCAUAAGUAUCGCCGCUGACCACCACCCCCAAUAGUGUUCAAUCUUUUUUGUUUAAGCACAAAAAAAAAUAAUUAAAGAGUGGUUUUAGCAUCAAAAAAAGGUUUAAAAGAAUUUAAAAAAGCAAGAAAGUGAAGUUCAUGUCUUCAUAAGUCUGUGAGUGUGGUAGACCUCUGCAAGGAAUAAGGAAUCAACGUUAGAACAGAGAACCAGCACAACAGUUAUAGAUAGCAGCCAGCCAUCAAGCAGCUAACAAAAGGGAACCUAGAAUUAACAACAACAACAACUGCUAGAAGCAAGACAUCAGGAGCAGCAACUUUCAAUCGACAACAACAAUGGCAUCAGGCGUAUGUGUAACAAGUUUUCGUAUGCUAAUGCGGUAUACGACGCGUACGGCAGAUUUUACGCACUACAACCUCCGUAGCACCGGCCUACACAUCAUGCCUGUGGCAACUGUUUGUGUGAAUUCAUGGAGUUUUAGAGGACGACAAAGUUAUUGCACAAACACCACUGAAGACUCAAGCUCAGGCAACGCCAAGACUUCAACUCCUUCUAAAACCGGGAAGACUAAAAAGUCCAUCGCUACAAAGAGUGAAGCAAAAAAUGCCAAAAUUGACCAUGAAAACAUGCUCCUAACAAAAGACAUCCCAUUAAAAGAAAUUGAUUUGAAACAAAUGAAAAUGUCCCAAUUGAAGGCUUUAUGUCGCCACUUUGGCUUAAAGGUUACGGGCAAAAAAGAGGACUUGAUAAAACAGUUGGAACAUUACCGUCAGUUGAAACAGCAAGGUGAUGUCUCGACUGAACUCAGUGCGGAAUUCGUUGAAGGGCCCCUCCACCGACCAUCAUUGCACAACAUUGUAAAUUCUCUUGAAGAUGAAGAUCAAGAGACCAAAAAAACUUACGAAGCUCAAAAUGGAGACGUAUCCGUCGAAUAUAUCCACGGCUUGCCACAUCUCACUAUACCACUUCCAAGUAGAAAUGAAAAAUGCCGCUUUGCCCUGAAACCCGUUUCGCACCGAGUUGGCGAUCUAAUCGAUAUGCUAAAAACAGAAGAUAGAGGUAUUGAUCGGGCCACAAUACUAAAUAAAUCUGGUGUAAGAAUAGCAUCAACAUGUAACAUAGAAAGUCUAAUGGAUGAGCCAUUUUGGAUACACAUCAAUGACCUGAAAUAUAAAGUUGUUCCACCACCACGGGAAAGAAUUCAACUGCAAGAUCUAAAAAAAUUAGGAGAUGUCAAAGCCUUAGUAGCACAGCUAUAUGAAGCCUUGCAUGUGGGGGAAUAUCACAUAGAAAAGGAACAGGAGUUGAAUGUAAAAUUAGAGGACCUUAAAUAUCAACUGGCUCCUUUGGAAAGACAAAAGGCCGAGUUAAGUGCUCAAGCUGAACGGAAAACUAAUAUAAUGACAUGGGUCGGUCUGGGUUUGAUGUCUGUACAGUUUGGCAUUUUGGCACGCCUUACAUGGUGGGAAUACUCUUGGGACAUUAUGGAACCGGUCACAUAUUUUGUAACCUAUGGUACGGCAAUGGCCAUGUAUGCCUACUACUGCAUAACAAAAACGGAAUACAAUAUACCAGAAGUGAAAGACCGCCAUUACCUCUUAACCUUAUACAAACGUGCCAAAAAGAGGAACUUCGAUGUUGAGUCGUACAACUCGCUGAGGCGUCAAAUAGCCGAAAUUGAAUAUGAUUUGCGACGUUUGCGUGAUCCUCUGAACUUGCAACUGCCACCCCAUGUCGAUCGUUCACAGGAGAGGCCACCACUUAGUCCCGGUCAACAUGCGAAUGUUAGUACCCCCAGUGACAUCAGCAGUCCCAGUGUGGUCAAAAAAUCUGGAUUCAAAAUUCCCUUUCUUGACUCGAAGAACUAAGCAAUCUUCCGCGCUACUACCCCACGACACUGCUGACGCCGCACCCUCACAUCACUCUCAUCGAGACUAUGACGGAAAUAAUCCGGAGGACUUUUUUCUCGUUCUAUAGUUCGUUUAGUUUAGUUCGUUUGACCUUACCUCAUUUCAAAUGCUGUGCUUCUACUUCUGUACUCGAGAACCGCAAUCCGGUACUCGAAUCCUCUAUCCGGCAUUCUACGCAAUUUACUGUUGUGAAUGGCCGGGUUUGCCAAACGAAACAUUGAAACAGUAGAAACAAAUUCAAAUUCUUAACCUAAUUUAUUAUUCGUUCUUUGUUGUUGUAUAUUUUGUGCCUCUUAAAAAAAAAAAAAACAAAAAAAAGGAAAUAUUACAGAUUAUUGUACAAACACACACACAAACACCUCACGCAGACCCACACACAUUUGACGUCUUGUGUAUAUGUAUUUCAACAAUGUAUUUAAUCUCAUUGCACUUCUUUAUUUUCUAUUAUUUUGUAAAAGAUUUUGCCAUUUAUUUUACACUGAUAUAUACAUACAUAUUUAUUUUGCUACACCCCUUGACUGUAUCUAUAGGUUGCUGCGAAACCAAAAUUACUUUUUUAAAAAAGUAUUUUCAAAAUCGGACAAUAUAUGGAACAAUAAGCUGGAAAGCUUGCCUCGCUGUUCCUAUUGCUUAAUUAUUUUAUUUGAUUAUUUUCCCACCCCCAUUUUAAGGCAGAUUAUGUUCAUUGUGUACUUCAUUAGUUUUUAUGGCAUUUAUUUAAAUCUAACAAGAAAAUGUACUAAAACAUAGAAAAAUUCUUAGUUCGGUUCAAAGUGUAAAACGUGUUCUGAUAUUUCAAAAGUAAAUAAAUUAUAGUUUUAUUUCAA